This is a messenger RNA of Kluyveromyces marxianus DMKU3-1042, 2382 nucleotides long. RefSeq names its product oligopeptide transporter OPT1 (gene OPT1). Gene Ontology annotation, molecular function: oligopeptide transmembrane transporter activity. NCBI's taxonomy places the organism in Eukaryota, Fungi, Ascomycota, Saccharomycetes, Saccharomycetales, Saccharomycetaceae. The record is from RefSeq and is a predicted model, not a curated record. Bases 1 to 2382 code for a protein of 793 amino acids. The transcript has a single exon. Gene Ontology annotation, biological process: transmembrane transport.
AUGACUGUGAUAUACGGAGGUUCUCAUCUGGCAGAGUCAGAUGCCAAUGUAUCUGACUCAUCCUCGCUUUCGCAUAUUCAAAUACAGACUAACGGCAAAGGUGAAAACACUUCUUCCUUGGAAAAGGACAUUAAAGAAGAGGAGAUUUUUAAUGAAGCAGAAUUUCACGACGGUGACUCUAUCGAUGAGGAUGAUGGCCUUGUGUGGGAAGGCGAUCCGACAUAUUUGCCCAACUCACCUUAUCCGGACGUGAGAUAUGCUGUUUCUAUAGAAGAUGAUCCUACGAUCCGUCUUAAUCAUUGGAGAACGUGGUUUUUAACAACCAUCUUCGUGGUAGUGUUUGCUGGGGUGAAUCAAUUUUUCUCUUUACGGUAUCCUUCGCUAACUAUUGAUUUUAUCGUUGCACAAGUUGUUUGUUAUCCAAUAGGUAAAGCAUUGGCGAACUUACCAGACUGGAAAUGUGCAAGAGUGCCAUUUUUUGAUUUAAAUCCUGGCCCGUUCACCAAAAAGGAGCAUGCAGUUGUCACUAUUGCGGUUGCUUUAACAUCAUCAACAGCGUACGCAAUGUACAUAUUAAAUGCUCAAGGAAGCUUUUACCACAUGAAACUUAAUGUGGGAUAUCAAUUUUUGUUAGUAUGGACAUCACAGAUGAUUGGAUAUGGUGCAGCUGGGUUAAGUAGAAGAUGGGUUGUCAAUCCUGCCAGUGCUAUUUGGCCACAAACUUUGAUAUCGGUCUCACUUUUUGAUUCGCUUCACUCCAAAAAGAUUGAAAAAGCAAUUGCGAAUGGAUGGAGCAUGUCUCGGUAUAAGUUCUUCGUGAUUGUAUUCGUUGUUUCAUUUAUUUGGUACUGGGUACCUGGAUUUUUGUUUACUGGACUUUCUUACUUCAAUUUUAUUUUAUGGGGAUCAAAGACGAGGCAUAACUUUGUAGCAAAUACAAUAUUUGGGGUACAAAGUGGACUUGGAGCUUUGCCAAUAUCUUUUGACUAUACUCAAAUAUCGCAAGCAAUGUCUGGUUCUGUUUUUGCUACGCCAUUCUAUGUUUCUGCAAACACUUACGCUUCUGUUCUACUAUUCUUUGUUAUUAUUCUUCCAUGCCUUUAUUUCAAAAAUGUUUGGUAUGCGAAAUACAUGCCGGUCAUUUCAACAUCUACUUAUGAUAACACGCAAAGCAAGUAUAAUGUCACAAAAAUUUUGAACGAGGAUUAUUCUAUCGACCUGGAAAAAUAUAAGAGUUAUUCACCAAUAUUUGUUCCAUUUUCAUAUUUAUUGUCUUAUGCGUUGAAUUUUGCAGCCGUUAUUGCAAUAUUCGUACACUGCGUACUCUAUCAUGGCAAAGACAUUAUUGCGAAAUUGAAGGAUCGUAGGAAUGGUGGAACUGAUAUUCAUGCUAGAAUAUACGCCAAAAAUUAUAUUGACUGUCCGGACUGGUGGUAUCUAAUUUUACAGGUCGUAAUGCUGGCAUUAGGCUUUGUUACAGUAUGCGCAUUUGAUUCCAAGUUUCCUGCUUGGGCUUUUGUUGUAGCUGUAAUUAUUUCCCUUGUCAACUUUGUUCCUCAGGGAAUAUUAGAAGCCAUGACAAAUCAGCAUGUAGGGCUUAAUAUUAUUACUGAGUUAAUUUGUGGCUAUAUGCUUCCUCUAAGACCAAUGGCCAAUUUGCUUUUUAAAUUAUAUGGAUUUAUUGUGAUGAGACAAGGCUUGAAUUUAAGUAGAGACUUGAAAUUAGCCAUGUAUAUGAAAGUUCCACCACGUCUAAUUUUCUUCAUUCAAAUCUAUGCCACCAUUAUUUCUGGUAUGGUGAACGUCGGAGUUCAGGAAUGGAUGACGCAUAAUAUUGAUGGAAUAUGCUCUACAGAUCAAUCAAACGGGUUUACUUGUGCCAAUGGUCGUACUGUGUUCAACUCAUCAAUUAUCUGGUCUUUCCCAAAGUAUCUUUUCUCACCUGGUCGUAUUUAUAAUCCUUUGAUGUGGUUCUUCUUAAUUGGUUUGCUUGUUCCGUUGAUUGUAUACGCCAUUCAACGGAAGUUUCCCAAAAAUCAAUUUGCGAAACAUAUCCACACUCCAGUGUUCUUCACGGGACCAGGAAAUAUUCCACCAAGCACCCCUUACAACUAUUCGCUCUUUUUUGCAGCAUCUUUUUGUUUACACGUUAUAAGAAAGCGUUGGGGACCUUGGUUUAAAAAAUACAAUUAUGUUAUGGGGGCAGCAGUUGAGUCAAGUGUUGCAAUAGCGGUUGUUAUUAUUUUUUUGUGUGUCCAGUUUCCUGGUGCGAAACUCAAUUGGUGGGGAAAUGACGUUUGGAAAAACACUUACGAUAAUGACUACAAAAAGUUCUACACUCUUGAGAAAGGUCAGACUUUCGGACCUAAUAAAUGGUGGUAA